UAGUUGCUACAAUCGGAAAAUGGCUUCUCAACCGAACAAUGUUGGAAUACUCGCAAUGGAGAUUCACUUUCCUCCUACUCGCCUUGUGCUGGAAGAAUUGGAGGCUCAUGAUGAAGUAAGCAAAGGCGCGUAUACAACUGAUCCUGGACAAGAUUGCAUGGGCUUUGUUAUUGAGGAUGAAGAUGUUGUAUCAAUGAGCAUGACGGCUGUUACUUAUCUUCUGGAGAAGUAUACUAUUGAUCCAAACCAAAUUGGCCGGUUAGACGUUGGAACUGAAACUAUUAUCGAUAAGAGUAAAUCUAUCAAGACAUUCUUAAUGAGAAUAUUUGAGGAACAUGGAAAUACCGACAUUGAAGGAGUUGACUCCCAUAAUUCUAGCUAUGGGGGAACUGCUGCAUUGUUCAACUGCGUUAAUUGGGUGGAGAGCUCUUCAUGGGAUGGACGUUAUGGGCUUGUAGUAUGCACGGAUAGUGCGGUCUAUGCAAAGGGACCUGCUCGGGCUACUGGAGGAGCUGCAGCAAUAGCUAUGCUUGUAGGGCCUGAUGCUCCUAUAGUACUUGAAAGCAAGAUCAGAGCUAGCCAUAUGUCGCACGUCUAUGAUAUUUACAAGCCCAUCCUUGACAGUGAAGAUCCAGUAGUGGACAGUGAGAUUUCGCAAACCUGUUAUCUUAGGGCACUUGAUUCUUGCUACAAGGGUUUAUGCAACAAAUAUGAGAAAGUGGAAGGCGAGCAAUUUUCAAUUGAUAAUGCAGCCUACUUUGCAUUCCAUUCACCAUACAACAAGCUUGUCCAGAAGAGUUUUGGUCGCUUGCUUUACAACGACUUUUUAAGGAAUGCUAGCUCUAUUGACGAGUCUGCUAGACAAAUCCUGGCCCCAUUUGAAUCCUUAACUGGUGAUGAAAGCUACCAAAGCCGUGAUCUUGAUGAGGCAUCCCAACAAGUUGCUAAACCAUUAUACGAUGAGAAGGUGGAACCUACUACAUUGAUACCAAAACAAGUUGGCAACAUGUACACCGCGUCUCUCUAUGCUGCAUUUGCAUCCCUCCUUCACAAUAAGCACGACACAUUGGCCGGUCAGCGUGUAAUCAUGUUCUCCUAUGGGGGUGGAUCAACUGCAACAAUGUUUUCACUAAAACUUAAUGAAGGUCAACAUCCUUUUAGUUUGUCAAACAUUGCAACUGCGAUGAAUGUUGCAGAGAGGCUGCAAAAGAGAUAUGAGUACACUCCUCCCGAAUUUGACAUUUUCGUUGGACUUUACGAGGCCAGAAGAGAGUUUGGCAUCAAAAACGACUACUGGUGUGAAAUGCCUGGCAGCAUUCUUCCACCAGGAGCCUACUACUUCAGAGGGGUUGAUUCUGAGUACAGAAGAGCUUAUGGUAAAAAAACUCCCGAGAUUGAACAGGAGAUAGAAGAAAUAAUCCUAGAAUAA
This is a messenger RNA of Solanum verrucosum, 1429 nucleotides long. RefSeq names its product hydroxymethylglutaryl-CoA synthase-like. Gene Ontology annotation, biological process: acetyl-CoA metabolic process. Gene Ontology annotation, molecular function: hydroxymethylglutaryl-CoA synthase activity. Lineage: Eukaryota; Viridiplantae; Streptophyta; Magnoliopsida; Solanales; Solanaceae. The record is from RefSeq and is a predicted model, not a curated record. The coding region runs from base 20 to 1429 and encodes 469 amino acids. The transcript is spliced from 12 exons.